This is a messenger RNA of Effrenium voratum, 275 nucleotides long. Lineage: Eukaryota; Dinophyceae; Suessiales; Symbiodiniaceae. The record is from the annotation of a GenBank genome assembly.
AUGUCAGUCAUGGCAUCCUCGGAGAAGAGCCUGGAGACCUUGGUGUCCAGGAUCGAGGCCCUGGCAGCAGAGACCAACGUGGGCUUCCGGCGGGCAGCACAGGGGGCCUUGCUGCCGAAGGAGGCCGAAGCGCCAUCCACUGCGCCGGGGCCGAAGAAGAAGGUGCUGGUCCUGGGUGCGGGCCACGUCUGCGCGCCCCUGGUGGCCUAUUUGGCCAAGGCCGGCUGUGAGCUCCUCGUGGCCUCCGUGGAGCGCCGGGACUUGGAGCAGCUGAA